UUAGCGCAUUGCAUUGAGAUUAACUUCAUGUUUUUUUACACAGAAUUCACUUAUGAAUUUUCCAAUGAACACAUUGAAUUCUCCAAAAAGGCAAUGCCCUUUUCUAUUUAAGGGGAUGCAUUGUACAAGCAAUUCUUACCUACAAUCCUUUCUUUUUGGUUAAGCAAAAGAAUUUAUUCAUCAAAAAUGAAAUUAUAAAAUUGUCCAUAAAAUAGCGAGAACCAAUCAAGUCAUCCUAACAAAUGACUCGGCAGCAUGCAUAUGUUUUUUUCCUAGCAUGAUUAGGAGAAAUAUCCUAAAGAUUCGUAGAAAAAUUACCUCCGAGGUGCUUGUCCAAAAACACACAAUUAUCUAGCUCUUGCGUAUCUGCCCUAUAAACUUGGAGGAUAGUCGGAGUCUGUAUGAUCAGUGAAGUGAAUUACCAUAUCCAUAUCCGUACACCACACCACACACUAAUAAUAUUUAUAAAGCAAAAUGCAGGCAGCAUUGUUCAUUGCACCUCCUGUGCUGCCUUUGAAACCCUGUAAGAACUUAUUCCAGCUGCAGACCUUUACACCCCCAAAGGCAGGUGCUUCUCUUGCUUCCCGUUCCUCUGCAAUCAAAGCAACUACUGCAAUCGCUGACACCACCACUGUUGAUUGCAGUUCUGUGAUCUCUGUGUUUCCAGCAGAGGCUUGUGAGAUAAUUGGUGGAGAUGCCUGUUUGGCUGAUAUGUUUCCACAAGUACGGCUACAGGUUGAGGAGGCAAGAAAUGAAGCAGCUCAAAUUGCUUCAGAUAACAUUGAGAGAGUAUAUCUUGUGUACAACGAUGCAAAGACGUACGUAACUGGGUUAAAUAUCGUUAGUUCUUGUUAAAGUCUUGCACUAAAGAACGUUCUAAUCUAUAUGAACACGAUCGUUUCUACAGGGUUUUUCGGCGCUGAGGCGUGUGACGAUCUCGGGGGAGAAUUCUGCGGGGCUGAAUAUCAGAGGGGAGUCUAUUACAAGAGAUUACAGGAACGUUGUCCAGAAAAACUAGGACGUUUUCUUUCUUCUUUUUCUGUAUUUGAAUGUAUAUAUAUUAUAAUAAAUAGCCGCAUGACCUUAGUUCAUAAUACAUGCAAGUUUAUAUAUAUUUGUUUGUUGAUAAGGCCUUUUCUCCUAGAGAAAUCAAUUUCAGUAAUAUCUAUGACCUCUUGCAUGCAAGUAUGAAGAAGCUGAUUGCUUGAUGGUUAUUACUUUUUCUUGAACGAAUUUUGGGUUUGCAGAGUGUAACAAAU
Molecule: messenger RNA, 1259 nt
Organism: Populus trichocarpa (black cottonwood)
Lineage: Eukaryota; Viridiplantae; Streptophyta; Magnoliopsida; Malpighiales; Salicaceae
Product: light-regulated protein 1, chloroplastic
Exons: 2
Coding region: 475-855 (126 amino acids)
Cellular component (GO): chloroplast
Source: RefSeq, a predicted model, not a curated record